Messenger RNA from Penicillium coprophilum, 1197 nucleotides. RefSeq lists its product as uncharacterized. The transcript has a single exon. Lineage: Eukaryota; Fungi; Ascomycota; Eurotiomycetes; Eurotiales; Aspergillaceae. The record is from RefSeq and is a predicted model, not a curated record. Bases 1 to 1197 code for a protein of 398 amino acids.
AUGUCUUGUCUUGAUAUCCAGCUCGUUGCUCCUGCUAUCCACAAUGUCAAUACCCAGUGCCAUGAGAAGCAUGGCAUUUCUGCUUUGGCGGGACUUGUCGUUCUCUCGGUGACUGCCUCAUCGCCCCUGAUCAAUGUGACCAAGACCCACGUUCGAAUGAUUCAAGUUAUAAGACCUACAACUGAUAGCAAAAACAAUCGGCGGACUUUGUGCCCUUCAUUUUGCAUGAUAGAAAAAUCGCCCCAACCGGGUUCAACGAUUGAACGAACCAUUCGAGACGUUGCCCUGCCGACAUUCUCCAAUGGAGGAUUUGAGAUUUAUCCAAGGCGGAUUGUCUCAGAAUUUCCUUUCCACUUUGAUCUUCCAACAAACAUACCCGGAACGACAAAAACACCUCUUGGAACCAUCAGCUACGAGAUCGAAGUCAAGGCGACGACAUCACAACAUGGGACUUUCACCCAGCGCCGAUCCGUCGAGCUCAACCGCCAGAUGAUUCUGUCGGAACCGACAAAGACUCAACAUCACCUAUACUUCCAAAAAUCGAACACCAUCCGAGGGAUGACGCUGUCACAGAACUCGACACCGAGAUCUGGACCAAGGAUCUCAUUUACUGCUACGAUCCGUACUCACUGGGAGACAGCCCCAGCAGAUCGAGAAACAGAGCUCUGCCAUCUUGUGGUGCGAGAGCUGAGGUGGCAAGCUGAAGAGGUCAUCAAGAUCAUGAGCAAGUCUACCAGCCCAGAUGAGAAAUAUUCUGUCUGCGAGCGACAGUUGGUCCGCAAGUUGUGUGAUGGACAUACGAAAGGGUAUUGGGGAUAUGGUUGCAAUCCAUACGUUAAACAGUCUUACGGACUGGAAUUUGAGGGAAAGGGAGAAGAAAAACCAGCAAUUUGUAUUCCAUUUGCUUUCACCAUCCCAAAACGGGCACUGGCUGUGGAUGAUAUUGACUUGGCCGCAUAUGAGAUUGGAGUGGAUGGGGCUGACCAGACCCCAAACUGCGGUCAUCCUGAGAAAUAUCCCUUCUUCUCAGCUGGAAAAGUCACGAAGGGAAUCACUGUUCAUCAUCAGCUAAAGAUUGAACUUGUUACGGGGGAAGAUGUGUUCCAUAAAGGUACUCGCAAACUGGUAGAACGGAAACGUUUGCGAACCAUUGUAUGUCCUGCAAUUCCGUUGAGUGUUUGUGAAGUAUCAUUAUAG